AUGAGUAACAUGAUAGGACCCAGUGCCCCCAGGGCGGCCAGUGACUCCAUGGUGGGCUAUGUGCUUGGCCCGUUCUUCCUCAUCAGCCUAGUGGGGGUGGUAGCGUCUGUGACAAAGUACAUCCAGAAGAAGAAACAUGUGGACAGGCUGCAGCAUCACCUACUGCCUAUGUUCAGCUAUGAACCAGUAGAUGAACUUCAUGAAGCUGAGCAAAAGUUGCUAUUUGAGGUGGGGGAUCCCAAGUUGUUCCAUGGCUGGCACAGUAGCUACCAGCACAAAUGGAUGCCACUGUCCCCACCAAGCCCUGGCUGCACUGGAGGGGAGACCUUUUUUACCUGUUACAGGAGUUGA
Molecule: messenger RNA, 351 nt
Organism: Trichosurus vulpecula (common brushtail)
Lineage: Eukaryota; Metazoa; Chordata; Mammalia; Diprotodontia; Phalangeridae
Product: small integral membrane protein 29-like
Exons: 1
Coding region: 1-351 (116 amino acids)
Source: RefSeq, a predicted model, not a curated record